This is a messenger RNA of Plasmopara halstedii, 270 nucleotides long. RefSeq lists its product as uncharacterized. The transcript has 5 exons. The record is from RefSeq and is a predicted model, not a curated record. The coding region runs from base 1 to 270 and encodes 89 amino acids. Lineage: Eukaryota; Oomycota; Peronosporomycetes; Peronosporales; Peronosporaceae.
AUGAGUUGUACUCCUCUCCGUCCUUUGUACGCAAACCGUGCAAGCAGCUUUUCGAGGAAUACCAGAAAGUUGAGCGGCAUGUUUGGGGUCUUGAAAUUGCUGCAGAUGACAGCGCCCACUUGUGACCCAUGGUGCACGGUCUUCGAACGACCUUCGCGCUCAUCACAAUGUCGCACAAUAAAUCCGGACACAAUACACAGCCGCAACUCACAAGGUGCCCGUCUGAGAUUAAGUUUACUGCCAGUUGCGGUACGCAGUACACAUUGGUAA